UUGUAUUUCGCUUACAGCUGGGUUUUGAGAUAUAUUUUGAUUGACAAUGGAUGCUACUGCACAACCUGAAAAGGAAAAUCCACCAAUAGGAAAAGAUAACCCACCACCAGAGGAAGAAAAUACAACAACAGACAAACAGAACACACUUUCAGAUGAUAAAAACGCUGUUGACCCCAGACUGAAAGAUUGGAACAAGGAUGAAAUCUAUGAGCUUCUGCAAGCAAUCAAAGUGUUUGGUUCUCAAAAUGUUACAUGCAUAUCACAAAGUAUCUCAACUAAAACAGAACAACAUAUAAAAGAUGCCAUUGCAUGCUACAAAGAAAGAGCAGUCUCUAAACAAAAUCCCCUUAAAAGAAAAAUUUGGAGCUCAAAAAGACAUGGCAACAGGCCACCUACACCACUAAUAAGUUGGGCCAAGUUUUUACAAGAUUCUCUUAGCUUCAAGGACCUACAUACUGAAACGGCCACUGCUCUGAGAAUAAUUGCAGAAUUUGACAACAUACCCGCAGCUACACACACUGAAAACAUCAAUUUUAGAACCAUAUACCAUUCUAUAGCUAAUGCCAUGGAGGGUAAGGCAAUAGCGGACAAUGGGCCAAUGGUUACCAUUCUCAACAAGUGUAUUGUUGAUACUGCUUUAACCAGCAAAGCAUUCAUGCGUUUAGGAACAUUGCAAAAUGUUGUUGAAUUGAUUGACAUGUCUGACAAACCAUGUGUGUUGCCGCGGCCCACAGACAAUUUUGAAUUGGCAACCUUGAGGCAUUUGGCAUCACAAAGAACAUACAAUCCUCUAGGCAUCCCUGAGCAAUAUCUUAAGCCAAAUUAAUUUAAUUGAGGUGUA
Messenger RNA from Cydia amplana, 841 nucleotides. RefSeq lists its product as uncharacterized. Lineage: Eukaryota; Metazoa; Arthropoda; Insecta; Lepidoptera; Tortricidae. The record is from RefSeq and is a predicted model, not a curated record. Bases 47 to 826 code for a protein of 259 amino acids. The transcript has a single exon.